GGACUCUGUCGAAUAAUUUUAGCAGCGGGAUUUUCGCCUUGCUUGUGCAAUACGCUUUGGCAAUCGGAUUAGACUGGAAACAAUUGGCCAUUUUCAACGGGAUUUUUACCAUUGUUCUCAUGCCGUUCAUUGUCAGAUUGCCCGAGUCUCAUGUUUGGCUCAUCAGCAGAGGAAGAAAUGACGAGGCUCGCAAUUCGUUGCAAUGGUGCAUGGGAGAACACUACCAUUGUGAUACGGAAUUCGAAGACUCAGUUAGUCACCAAACUGAUUCAAGAGAAUCUGUUGGAAAGCUGAAAGACGUGCUGAAUUUCCAAUACUUGAAGCCCGUUUUAAUUUUGCUGGUUUUCAUUUUUGCGAGACCAUUUUGCGGCGGAAUCGUCAUCAUGUAUUUGACUUCUCAAAUCCUGCGGAAAACAAACCCUGCGCUGGACCCGAAAUAUGGAGUUGUGAUCCUCGGAUUUUGCCAGCUGGUUUUUGUGAUUAUUGGUGGGCGGAUGAUGGACAAAAUCGGAAGGAAGCGGUGCAUUGCCAUCUCUGGGAUUGUCAUGGCUGUAAGUCAGGCAGGUUUAGGAGUGUACUCCUUUUGUGAGGCAACCCCUGGCUUGGAA
Messenger RNA from Notodromas monacha, 608 nucleotides. NCBI's taxonomy places the organism in Eukaryota, Metazoa, Arthropoda, Ostracoda, Podocopida, Cyprididae. The record is from the annotation of a GenBank genome assembly.